This is a messenger RNA of Achroia grisella, 3345 nucleotides long. RefSeq names its product protein bowel (gene bowl). The coding region runs from base 499 to 2673 and encodes 724 amino acids. Gene Ontology annotation, cellular component: nucleus. The record is from RefSeq and is a predicted model, not a curated record. Gene Ontology annotation, biological process: regulation of transcription by RNA polymerase II; embryo development; embryonic pattern specification. The transcript is spliced from 3 exons. NCBI's taxonomy places the organism in Eukaryota, Metazoa, Arthropoda, Insecta, Lepidoptera, Pyralidae. Gene Ontology annotation, molecular function: DNA-binding transcription factor activity, RNA polymerase II-specific; RNA polymerase II transcription regulatory region sequence-specific DNA binding.
GACGGCGCGGGCGCGGUAGUACGCGCGCUCUACUCCCACCAACCGCGCGCUAUCUGCGCAUACGCAGCCUUUGCACAGUGUUGCCAUACAUAAAAAAUCUACAGUGAUAUGAUAUACGUUCCAAAUUCAAAGUGGAUUACAGUGAAUAAACUUAGACCAGUGAAUUAAAGUGACAAACCCCGUGUGGACAGGUGAUACAGAUAUACCGUAUCUACUUGGAGCAAUAACUUUUUCGCUCAACAACACCUAUUAACUGUUUAUGGCCUGUAUAGUGCGUCUAUUGUAGUGUGGAAGCGUAUACUAAUCUAUUCACCUGUCUCGACGCUACCUUCUGCGGUUGGACUGUGAAAUGUGACAAAAAAUUGCAAUGAGCUUCUAUUGUUGUGCGGACCCUUCGUUUGUAAACUUUGUGGGUUAACUACCUGACUACUGGAGGGUUGAAUUGGACACAUCUGACGAUCGAUCGAGCAACUCGUCUCCUUAUGUUUUUAAAGCGUGAUGUCGGACAACGGUGGAACAGUUGUAUCACGGGCUUCUACACCACGCCCUGUUUCUGAUACACCCGUCACUGCACCUUUACGAUCCAGACAUGAUCAAUUUCUCACAAGUUCUGCAGAUAGAGCCCAACAAAGACCAUCUUCUAAUGGAAGAAAUCCAGGCAAUAGUUUUGAAUCACCCCCAUUACCCUACCAUCGACAGAUGACAUCUGGUUCCUUAUUAACAGCGUCCCAUCGAGAAUCUUCGGCUUUUGUUCCUGUAGUACCGACAAGAUCCAUACAUCCCGUCAUUUACCCUAAUGAAAUGCAUCCUGCAUUAAUACCUUCCGAAAUUAUGGAACGAGAAAGAAUAUUGGAUAGAGAUCGUACUGAAUCUGCAAAGGGAUCUCCGGAUAGAGCAACAGCGAAUUUCCCAAAACGGAACUUUGAUUUAAUGGCUAUGAUGGUUGAAAAAAGAAAAGAAGUGGCCCUUCGUGAGGCUGCAGCGGCUAUGCUACUGCCACAUCAUAGAACACCAUCUAUUGAUGGCAUGAUCUCUGAUGGAUCAACACAAUCCCCAAUAUACGGUCCACCAGGUGCAUAUCUUGGUGCACCAGGUCCAUCCCCAACAACGCCCGGCAGUUUCAGUUUUCCCGGAGCUGGAUUAUUUCCACCUGGAGCAGGCCCACAUCAAAUGCAUCCUCACUUAGAUCGCCGAUUGCUUAGAGCACCAGGAAGAGCGUCAAGACCUAAAAAACAAUUCAUAUGUAAAUUCUGCAACAGACAAUUCACAAAAUCCUACAACUUGCUCAUCCACGAAAGAACUCAUACAGAUGAACGACCAUACUCCUGUGACAUUUGUGGAAAAGCAUUCCGAAGACAGGACCACUUACGAGACCACAGGUACAUACAUUCUAAAGAAAAGCCGUUCAAAUGUACCGAAUGCGGGAAAGGAUUCUGUCAGUCGAGGACCUUAGCCGUCCACAAGAUUCUACAUAUGGAAGAAUCUCCCCACAAAUGCCCAGUAUGCAGUCGAAGUUUCAACCAACGCUCUAAUUUGAAGACACAUCUACUGACCCAUACAGACCACAAGCCCUACGAGUGCAAUUCUUGUGGAAAGGUAUUCAGAAGAAACUGUGAUUUAAGGCGGCAUGCUCUGACACACGCUGUUGGUGAUAUACCACCAGGGGACGUAUUAGAUGUAGGUGAAGAGGAUAUUGGAAGACCCGGCUCUCCUAUUGAACCUGGUUUUGAUGAUGAUGAUCCAGAAUUGUCGUCUCCUGAUCAUUCUCCCGUAAGGCGAGCGCGAUCAUCUUCACUUGAAAGUAUUGGAAGAGAACAAAGCGAAGAAAGACCAACACCUAGAAGAGCAUCACCUUCAGCGGUGGAACGGACGCAAUGCCAUCAUAAUGAACCAAGAGAUCGAGCAAGUCCUUACACUAUGCGCCCUCAGUAUUUAGAAAAAAGUCGCGCACACUCUUCUGAAAUGUAUGAAAAACGAAGAUACACUUCCGAUGAAAUUAUAGAAAAGGAAAUGCGUUACACUGAUAUGCCUGAACAAAUAAGGCAUCCGCAAUUGCAAAUUCGACGAGAUUUGCAUCAAGUGGCUCCUCCAGAUACAUCUAAAAUUGGUCAAAUAUCAGGUUCAUCUGUAGAUCCAGGAACUUCUGCAAUGUACUUGACACCAUUUAGAAAAAGAAGUCAUCCGCCAGAUAUUGGUGAGAACAUGAGGACUUGUACUGCUGUUUAUAGAAGCAGGUCACCCGAACCUACUAAUCUGACUAUGCCACGACAGUCGCUUGGAAGUAACGAAGUAGUAGUUGGAAUACCACCGACAAUUAUGGGGAUGCCUUCAUACCACAAGUUCGGUUUGCCAAUGCCACCACCACAUCCUCAAAUGGCAUAUGGUACAGUUCCACAUACAGUUCUUGGCCCACAGCAAACAGUCGCUCAGGAUUUAAUAGUUAAACAUGCUCCUCCUAAAGAUACGAUUCCAAGCUGCUCUUCAACAAGCGUAACAAUGUGCAAAGAUGUUUUGCAAUCAAAUGUGAAAGAUUGCGAAGAUGUAAAUUCAAGUGCUAUUGCUAACGGCAUAAAGAAUAUUGUGGGAAUACAGCCAAAUAAUCCCAAGCCAGGAUCAAGCCAAUCCAGUGGUCCUAAGAAAGGUUUUAGUAUAGAAGAUAUUAUGCGACGUUGACUGUAAGUUAACUUUACAUUAAGAAGUAAUGGAUUAUGAUGAUUUUUUUAAAAAGAAAGUUUGUGUCGUCCUGUAUUUUAAGCUUAGUUAUAAAUUUUUGACAAGUAUUAUUAGUUCAAGAUUCGAUUUUAUGUUGUGUAAAAUUACUAGGGGUGUGUUUGUAUGUAUUUGAAUCGUGGAUUUGGUUUUCGUAAAGAUCUCAUAAGGUUUGUUUGUGCAGUGUUUUGUUUACCUCCAAAUUUUAAAAAUUAGUCUUAUCAAAAUUAUAGGCAAUAUAAUAUUAUAUAUUUUUAUGUUAUUGUUGGAGUUUUGUGUGUAUUAGAGAAUAAAAUAGUAUGCAGUGUAUCCAUCAAUUCUGAUUUAGAGUUACAUGAUUGUUAUUAGGCAUUAAGGUCUACAAAAGUUGCGACUGGUUCUUUAGCUAAUAAAACUGUUAUUUAUUAUAUAGAUAUAUCGUAAGUCUAUUAUAAUUUAGAAUUAUCAUUUUUAGUAAUUUAAUUAUUGUAUGUAUUCGUGAUUUAACUUAAGCAAUCAUAAUAGUGUUAUGUUGUACAUAUAAUUAAAUAAUUAUUUAGGCUAUUAUCAGUUUAGGUAUAUAAUUGUUAAGUAUUGAAAAAAGAAUGUCUGUAAUUUAUAUACGAAGAAGAUUCAUUAUACUGUAGUGUUUGAUAA